GUGCUCAACCAUGUCCUUUUCGUUCGUCCUCAGUGCAGGAUAACGAAGCGGUCCUCUCUCUACCGGCUCCUAAACCGGGUGUUUUAAUCAGAGUCUGACUUUAGAUCAGGUCCGCUGCUGUCACCCUGACCACCACACGCAAACCGAAAAGCAUUACGCCAUUGAAGCGACGAGUUUUUAUUCGACAUCUGGACAAUCGUCGCCACUGCAGACAUGGAUGUGAUCAUGCGUCGCUGUCCAUUCCUGGCUCGCGUGCCUCAGGCCUUCUUCCAGCAGUCCAAGAAGUCUAUGGUGGUGUACGCCCAGCGAUGCCCCCUCAUGAUGGAGCUGGCCGCAAAACCGAUGGCUCCGACAAUAGCUCGGGCCCUCUGCUCCUCUGCCUCAUCUUCCUCCCCCCACCAGAAGACUGGGGACAUCGUGUCUGCUGGUGAAGGCCCUAAACAGGAUGGGGAGCCUAAGCUGCAUGGUGGGCACCCCAUGACAUCCUCAGGCCAGGUGUCAUCCUCCAAAUGCCCUUUCCUGGCUGCCGAGAUGGGCCAAAAGAACAGCAGCGUGGUCCGCCAAGUCAGCAUGGAGUUCGAAGAAGAUGUUCAGGAAGUCCGCACGGUCAAGAAAGAGCUGUCCCCAGCCCAGCUGAAGCCGUCUCUGGCCAGCGACAGUAAAGGCAGCGGCGAGGAGAGAACUAAUCUAAUGAGGACCCUCCUGAAACAGAGGCCUAAAGGUGUCUCCCACCUGCUGCAGGACAACUUGCCAGGCAGUUUGUCCCGCUACCAGUACGACGAGUUUUUCGAGAGGAAGAUAGAGGAGAAGAAGAGCGACCACACGUAUCGCGUGUUCAAGACCGUGAACCGCCUGGCCGAAGAGUUCCCCAUGGCCGACAACUUCACCGCCUCUUUAGAGGAGAAGAGUGACGUGUCUGUUUGGUGCAGCAACGACUACCUGGGCAUGAGUCGACACCCUCGGGUCGUGCAGUCCAUUAUGGAGACUUUACGAAAGCAUGGGUCAGGGGCCGGAGGCACCAGAAACAUCUCUGGGACCAGUAAGUUCCACGUGGAACUUGAACAAGAACUGGCUGACCUUCACAAGAAGGACGCUGCACUGCUCUUCACCUCCUGCUUUGUCGCCAACGACUCCACCCUCUUCACCCUCGCCAAGAUGCUACCGGGUUGUGAGAUCUACUCUGAUGCGGGAAACCACGCCUCAAUGAUCAUGGGUAUCAGGAACAGCGGUGCUAAGAAAAUUGUUUUCCGCCACAAUGACGUGGCCCAUCUACGAGAGGUUCUACAGAAGGGAGACCCCACCAAACCGAAGAUUGUGGCUUUUGAGACCGUCCAUUCCAUGGAUGGCGCUGUGUGUCCUCUGGAGGAGAUGUGCGACCUGGCCCACGAGUUUGGGGCCAUCACCUUCGUAGACGAGGUUCACGCCGUGGGCCUGUAUGGCGCCAGAGGAGGGGGCAUCGGAGACCGGGAUGGCAUCAUGCACAAGAUGGAUAUCAUCUCGGGGACAUUAGGCAAGGCUUUUGGCUGUGUGGGCGGCUACAUCGCAAGCACCGCUUCCCUGGUGGACACGGUGCGCUCCUACGCCGCGGGCUUCAUCUUCACCACCUCUCUGCCGCCGAUGCUGCUCAACGGCGCCAGGAACUCCAUCCAGAUCCUCAAAGGGCAGGAGGGCCGCACUCUGCGACGCAAACACCAGCGCAACGUCAAGCUGCUCAGACAGAUGCUGAUGGACUCGGGGCUGCCAGUGGUGCACUGCCCCAGCCACAUCAUCCCAAUCCGGGUGGCGGACGCGGAGAAAAACACCGAGGUGUGUGACAUCAUGAUGAGUCGCCACAAUAUUUACGUCCAGGCCAUCAACUACCCCACCGUUGCCAGGGGCGACGAGCUCCUGCGUAUCGCCCCGACGCCUCACCACUCCCCUGAGAUGAUGAAAUACUUUGUUGAGAAGCUAGUGGACACAUGGAAGGAGGUGGGCCUGCAGGUGAAGCCCCACUCCUCAGCGGAGUGCACCUUCUGCCAGCAGCCGCUGCACUUUGAGGUGAUGAGCGACCGUGAAAAGUCUUACUUCAGCGGCCUCAGCCACCCCAUCUCAGCCUGCGCGUAACACUACGGUCCUCUGCCGGCUGCAGAGGCCACAUACCAUUCCAACUGUCACUGUCAUAGAAUGUAUACCCAUUGAGAAGUCCUUCUACGCAUUAUUUAAUAUAUUCUAUGUUCUAUAUGCCCAGAAUAAAGUACGAGAUUGGAAAGUAA
Messenger RNA from Pungitius pungitius (ninespine stickleback), 2252 nucleotides. RefSeq names its product aminolevulinate, delta-, synthase 1 (gene alas1). Gene Ontology annotation, molecular function: 5-aminolevulinate synthase activity; pyridoxal phosphate binding. The record is from RefSeq and is a predicted model, not a curated record. Gene Ontology annotation, biological process: hemoglobin biosynthetic process; heme biosynthetic process; erythrocyte development. The transcript has 11 exons. The coding region runs from base 214 to 2103 and encodes 629 amino acids. Lineage: Eukaryota; Metazoa; Chordata; Actinopteri; Perciformes; Gasterosteidae. Gene Ontology annotation, cellular component: mitochondrion; mitochondrial matrix.